GGAAACAGCAGCAUCAUGCCCGAACCAGCGAAGGCCGCGCCCAAGAAGGGCUCCAAGAAAACCGUCCCCAAGACCGCCGGCAAAGGAGGCAAGAAGCGCAGAAAGGCCAGGAAGGAGAGCUACGCUAUCUACGUGUACAAGGUCCUGAAACAGGUCCACCCUGAUACCGGGAUCUCCUCCAAGGCUAUGGGCAUCAUGAACUCCUUCGUCAACGACAUUUUCGAGCGUAUCGCUGGUGAGUCCUCUCGUCUGGCUCACUACAACAAGCGCUCCACCAUUACCUCCAGGGAGAUCCAGACCGCCGUGCGCCUGCUGCUUCCCGGUGAGCUGGCCAAGCACGCCGUGUCCGAGGGUACCAAGGCCGUCACCAAGUACACCAGCUCCAAGUAAAGCGCCUUAGUCGCUCUGGCAAACCAACGGCUCUUUUAAGAGCCACCCAUCUUAUCAAGUUAAGAGAAUUUUUCUCUUUUUUUAAGUAUUAUAUUCAAAUAUAUUAUUCCCACUGCAUUUCGGUAGCUUUCCAUGUUUGUAAUACCUUAUUUAUUUAUUAAUAUAUUACUGUUUUUGGGCCCUGACUGCCACUAUGUGGUGAGUUUAGAAUAACACGCAGAAUCAAAUGUCACUGUACUAAGAUAUUAUGAAGCACUCAGCCGUAGAGAGAGACUCCUUGAUCUCUCCGCCACGUGGUUCAUGUGCCUCAUGUGUGACAAGUUGUCAUUGGACUAUAUGUCCAUGUUUAGUGAUGAUGCUGAUGAUGAUGAUAAUGUCAUAAUAACAGAAGAAGAAGAAGAGCAAAAAUAAAAAAAAAAUCACAGGAUUGCUGGCCUAAAACAAGAACAAAUACAACAGAGAAAAAAACCCCACUACUGCUAAUAUAAAGUACUACUAUAUGUAUGUAAUAUAUAUAUAUAUAUAUAUAUUAAUUAUAAAUAACCA
This is a messenger RNA of Trichomycterus rosablanca, 936 nucleotides long. RefSeq names its product histone H2B-like. Bases 16 to 390 code for a protein of 124 amino acids. The record is from RefSeq and is a predicted model, not a curated record. Gene Ontology annotation, molecular function: DNA binding; protein heterodimerization activity; structural constituent of chromatin. The transcript has a single exon. NCBI's taxonomy places the organism in Eukaryota, Metazoa, Chordata, Actinopteri, Siluriformes, Trichomycteridae. Gene Ontology annotation, cellular component: nucleosome.